AUGUUGGCGCUGGCCUCUCCUGGCUCGCCCAGGGCGGCCGGCACGGCCGCGACCGCAGGGACCAGCACUUUGCCGACCGUGACGAGCCCUGAAGGCGCCUGGUUCACCCUCUGCGAAUGUUCUCCACGAAGUUCCUUCUGCACCCCGUGGAAGCAGCAGGAAACCACAGACUGGAACAGCCAGACAGGAUCCACCCAGGCCUCCGCCUCGCCCAUCGACACGGUCUGGCGGGAGCCGCCGGAGCCGCCGCAGCCCAAGCCGCCGCCGGCGAGGGCCUGGAGGCUCCCCACCUCCGAACCGCUACCCUUGGGUGCCGUUGGAACGACGCUCCUGCGCCCGGCGCCCGAGCCGCUGGCCGCGGUGGCCGCGCUGCCGGAGCCGGUGGCCGCGCCAGCGAUAGAGCCAGCCGUGGCCGGGUUGCUGCCUCCAGGCCUUCAGGGUGGCUGGUUCAUGUUUGUUUCCCAGGUUGAGAGCAGGUUGCAGCGUUUCACCCUUUGGCACCUUCUAGUCGCCUCGCCGAUCGAAGACAUCAUGAAGACAUCGCUCCAAAGCUGGCGCUCGAAAAAACGUCCGACCACGCGCGAUGUGAGCCAGGCCCCGGCCCCAGAAGCGCGAGAAGCGCAGGCCACAUGCCAUCCAUCUGCGCUCCCUGAAGAUUCAGUUCCAGAGAGUCGUCGAGAGGCAACUGGACCAUCUGUCCCUGAGGCUGAUGCUGUCGAUGGUCCCGAGGCGCAACGCGAGGAUUCAGUGGACUCUCCUGUUGGUGUUCUUCCAGCAGACGUUCUAUCUGGCUCCCCAGUUUCGGAAGUAGACCACCGUCCAGAAGAGAAUGCCUUUGAUGGCUCGGGCCCUGAUGUUCCUGGAGUUCAGUCUGCCUCCGUCAUGUCUGAAGUGCAGGCGCAGGUGGGUGAUGCCGCAGAUGCUCCUGCUGAAUCAGACGUGGGUCAUCUAGAGGCGGCUGCGCCGGCUGCGGAGCCGCUGGGGCCGGCAGAGCUUGACCCAUCAGAGGCUGGCUCGAACUCUGCCUGGGUCUCCACUGCUGCACCCAAUCCGUUGGCAUCCUCUGAGGGAGAUCCGGAGGAGGACGCAGCUGCUGCAGCGACCUCUGGAGAUGAAGAUCCAGAGGCCGGCGCCUCCACUGCGAGGGUCUCCACGGCGGCGCCCUUCCCCAGUCGCAUGAUGACGGACAUCGCCUCCUCGGAGAGUGAGUUGCAGGAGGUUGCCAGUUCCGUUGCCAGCGAAGCGGAGCAACUGGAGGUAAGGCCCAGCCAAAUGACGUCCGAAGAUGUGAGCAAUCAGCAGGCUACUUCCAGUACCUGGCAGGCUGAUCACCAAUGGCCUGCCACUGUGGAGCUGGCUCCCAGCCCGGUCGCAGCCUCUGCUGCCUGGCCUGCCUUUGAAUCUCAGGAUGCUCAGCGUGACACACGUGGCGCUGCCUCCAAGCCUCAGGUCACCUGGCAGUCUCCUGGCACUGACAUGGAACGACUGGCCGCCAGCGUCGAGAAACUCACCGAGGAGAUGCGGGCCAAGUGGAGUCUUUUGGACGAUUUGACCCAUCGGCUUUCACAGGUGGAGCAGUCCUUGCGCGUUUCGAGCAAUGCCAAGGUGGAAGAGCUGGAAGAACGGGUGGAUCAGCUGGAGCGACAACUGAAGGCGAUGGAGUCGCAGAAUGGUUUGAAUGGCGAGCUGGCGGAGGUGGACCAUAACGAAGCACCUUCCCACCGUGGACAGCAUCAGGUGUGGCUGUGAUGGCCCGCACAUACGAGGGUCACUUGGGCUUGGGUCGACUGGCAACAAUCCAUCUCCAACUCUUCCGGUUUCAUUUUGCAUUGUCCUAAGUAGGAGAGAGCAAAAGAGAAAAAGCAGAAGGAGCUUCGUUUACAUUCGUUUACCCUCUGGUAAACAUACAAAAAGCUAUUGAAAAAGGCCAUGGAAAUAGUUGAUUUAC
Molecule: messenger RNA, 1948 nt
Organism: Cladocopium goreaui
Lineage: Eukaryota; Dinophyceae; Suessiales; Symbiodiniaceae
Source: the annotation of a GenBank genome assembly